Molecule: messenger RNA, 2200 nt
Organism: Mizuhopecten yessoensis (Yesso scallop)
Lineage: Eukaryota; Metazoa; Mollusca; Bivalvia; Pectinida; Pectinidae
Product: transcription factor SOX-11-like
Exons: 1
Coding region: 160-1200 (346 amino acids)
Biological process (GO): anatomical structure morphogenesis; cell differentiation; regulation of DNA-templated transcription
Molecular function (GO): DNA-binding transcription factor activity, RNA polymerase II-specific; RNA polymerase II cis-regulatory region sequence-specific DNA binding
Source: RefSeq, a predicted model, not a curated record
AUAGAAAGAAGGUUUACGCCACGAUAUUCUCAGUUUAUGUAGUGAUACCAAGCUGUGUAUAGACGUCAGGGAAACAGUCCUUCUACCGAAGGCACUGUACCCAGUUUGCUUUAGUUUUCUUCGUUUGGAAUUUAAGAACAGUGAUAUUAUAAAGUGACAAUGGUUCCACAGAACAGCCCGGCGGGCCAGCAGUCCGGUAAUUUUGGUUCUCAGCAGAUCGAUCCUGAAUCACAUACUCCAUACACUGAUGCGACUCAAUGCAAAAAAGCAUCGAAUCAUGUGAAGCGCCCUAUGAACGCUUUCAUGGUGUGGUCUCAAAUUGAAAGGAGAAGGAUCUCGGAAGUUUCCCCGGAUAUGCAUAAUGCUGAAAUAAGUAAAAGACUCGGAAAACGGUGGAAGUUGUUGACGGAGACCGAGCGACAGCCAUACAUCGAGGAGGCCGAGAGGCUCCGACUUCUACACAUGCAGGAGUACCCCGAUUACAAAUACCGUCCUAGGAAAAAGGCAAAACCAGUCGGUAAACCCGAAAGUGGAAAAGUGACAAAAAGCUCAAGUAAACACAGGCAUGACAAACACCGACAAAAAUCAGUGAGCAGGGGAUUUUUAAACACUACGAACAAUCUCAAUGUGAACACUGCUAAUGCUGACAGUCGACUCCGACUCAAGCUAACAAUUGACAAAAAGUUCAAAGACAGUAUAAAAGCGAGUCGACAUGUCCCAGUGUCUUCCUGUCAACUCACCCCUCCCGCCAAAGUGCCGUCCAGCCCCUCGGUGUACUCGCCCCCGACCCCCGAGUCCACGAGCUUCUACCCAGAGGAAAUCUACGACACCCCGGCGGCCUCUCCACAGGAGGAGCCCGCCAAGACCAGUCUACCUCGCCAGGCUGCUAACCCCUCCCAACACGGAGACGGGUCCUCCCUAGCCGAUCUCGACAAUCUCACGGACGUUUUACAAAUGCCAACUAACUGGCAGCUUGAACUGGGGAAUCUGGAUCUCAGCAAAUUAGCUGAUACAGACUUCCCAAACUUUGAUAUACAACAGGCACAACAGACCUGUCACGUUUCCAGUGCUAUGUCCACAUCAAGCAAUGGAUCACAUUUUGAAUUCCCGGAUUAUUCCACGCCAGAAGUGUCCGAAAUGAUCGGUCUGGAAAAUGAGUGGUUGGACAUAUCAGUGCUGGGGUCGAUCGCUGCCCAUUAGACUGGCUGUGUGGGUAAGACCGUCUUACUCCAUGGUACUUACUAUAUAAUUAUGUCGAUCUUUCAUUCAUUGUGCAAAUGUGUGUAUAAACGGGACAACGUGCAAAAAGUGAGGACUUGCAAAACUGGGAGGAAUACUGUCAUUCAGAGUGCUCCACUAGGUCCGAUGGAGAAUGUAUAUAUUAAGUUAAUAUAGGGCUGUGUGGUAUAGUUAGGUCCGCAGUAUGUGUGUUGUGAGUAGGUCUCAUACUGUAACCGACAAAAUGGGUUAAUAAUUUUACCCGUGGACGGACUCAAAUCAGGUCAGUACACUUACCCAUCGAAAUUCAUGUGUUUUUUUUCUACCGCAAUUAUUUAACCGAUGAAAUGCAAUAACUGGCGAUAUUGUAUCUGACCACUGGUAUAAUUAGUACUCAUCAUGUCGCGGGGACAUUUUCAUAAAGGUAUAUUUUCAUAUUCCAUAAUUGUUGAAACAGCAGGGAACUUUGUAUUAAGGAAAUAUCCGAAACGCAAGAUGUAAAUAUUGUAAAUUUGUUCAAAGAGUAUAUGUUGACAAACAAAUCCAUCUUGAUAAUUUUGUACAUUUUGUAGAGAUUUGAUGGAACUGAGAGUGAGAAUGUAUUUUAUUAUAGUGAAAUCUCGGUAACAUCAUCUCUUGAUUUUAUAACAUUUUCUAUUUACUGUUAUUUUAAAGAAGAAGCAUUUUUUUGUAGAGAAAAGAUAAAUAAUCUCUAAAUGUUAAUGUACAAAAAUGAUGGGGUUUAUUUAUUGUGCUAGAAAAACUGUUAUUUAUAAGACCCAUCGGUAAGUGAGCGAGUGAGCCAGUGAGAGCGUUACAUAUAUAUUUGAUAUGCAUAUCCAACGAAAACAAGUGUGUGUUUACGUAUGGCUACAGAAACAAAACUGGCCAAAUGUAAAUAUUAUGUGCACAUCCAAAAUUGUGCAUUCAUUUAUAUUAAUAUUAUUAUGUUGUAGUGAAAAAAUACAACAAAUUUUCUACA